This is a messenger RNA of Callithrix jacchus (white-tufted-ear marmoset), 1532 nucleotides long. It is a transcript of the gene IL11, whose product is annotated as interleukin 11. Gene Ontology annotation, biological process: positive regulation of cell population proliferation; positive regulation of MAPK cascade. Lineage: Eukaryota; Metazoa; Chordata; Mammalia; Primates; Cebidae. Gene Ontology annotation, cellular component: cytoplasm. The record is from RefSeq and is a predicted model, not a curated record. Gene Ontology annotation, molecular function: growth factor activity; cytokine activity.
GACUCCAUCUCAAAAAGAAAAAAAAAAAAAAAAAAAAAAAAGAGCCUCCUUGGCAACUUUUGGCCGGAAAGAGAAGUCUGGAAGUGUGUGGGGGUCUGGGGCCACAUCACCCAGGGUGCCCUGAGGGGUGGGAAACUGGGAGAAGUUGCUAGGGAUUCCUUUCCUUAGGAAACGAAUGCCUGAGAAGGUGGAUUCGGGUGGCCCAAAGGCCCAGGAGACUCUGUUGCUAGGGAGUCUCUGGCCUUAGCAACCAGGGGAAGGAGACGCAGACCCAUCACUGAGCCCCAUUGUUGGGGAGGGUCCCCCCCCCAGUAACAAGGAGACUGGGAGGAGGUGAGACAAUGGAGGCUGGAGCCUGAGUCAGGCUCUCCCGGUCCAGGGGUCCUGAGAGAGGCUUUUGAUCUCAGGCACACCAGCCCUGCUGUCUAGGGAACGUUUCUCAGGGCCGGGUGCAGUGGCUCACACCUGUAAUGACAGCACUUUGGGAGGCUGAGGCAGGCGGAUCACCUGAGGUGUUUGCCACCUGGUCGUGGUUGUGCUCAGCCUGUGGCCAGAUACAGCUGUUGCCCCUGGGCCGCCACCUGGCCCCCCUCGAGCUUCCCCAGACCCUCGGGCCGAACUGGACAGCACCGUGCUCCUGACCCGCUCCCUCCUGGCGGACACACGGCAGCUGGCUGCACAGCUGAGGGACAAAUUCCCAGCUGACGGGGACCACAACCUGGAUUCCCUGCCCACCCUGGCCAUGAGCGCGGGGGCGCUGGGAGCUCUGCAGCUCCCGGGCGUGCUGACACGGCUGCGAGCAGACCUGCUGUCCUACCUGCGGCACGUGCAGUGGCUGCGCCGGGCGGGCGGCUCUUCCCUGAAGACCCUGGAGCCCGAGCUGGGCACCCUGCAGGCUCGGCUGGACCGGCUGCUGCGCCGGCUGCAGCUCCUGAUGUCCCGCCUGGCCCUGCCGCAGCCACCCCCAGACCCGCCGGCCCCCCCACUGGCACCCCCUUCCUCAGCCUGGGGGGGCAUCAGGGCCGCCCACGCCAUCUUGGGGGGGCUGCACCUGACACUUGACUGGGCUGUUCGGGGGCUGCUGCUGCUGAAGACCCGGCUGUGACUUGGGGCCCAGAGCCACCACCGUCCUUCCAAAGCCAGAUCUUAUUUAUUUAUUUAUUUCAGUACUGGGGGCCUAACAGCCAGGUCAUCCCCCACCAUUAUCUCCCCCUAGUUAGAGACAGUCCUUCCGUGAGACCUGGGGGGCAUCUGUGCCUUAUUUAUACUUAUUUAUUUCGGGGGGGAUGGGAGGCAGGUGGACUCCUGGGUCCCCAAGGAGGAGGGAACUGGGGUUCCAGAUUCUUGGGUCUCCAAGAAGUCUGUCCACAGACUUCUGUCCUGGCUCCUCCCCUUCUAGGCCUGGGCAGGAAUAUAUAUUAUUUAUUUAGACAAUUACUUUUCAUGUUGUGGGGUGGGGAGGGAAGCCUGGGGUUUUGUACAAAAUGUGACAAACCUUUGCGAGACAGAGAACAGGGAAUUAAAUUUCAUAC